AUGGAACCAUCUCCAUUUCAAGAUCUUGCAUAUAUUCUUAAAAAUGAAUUACCAUCAUUGAAAGGAAAUCUUGCUGAAAAUAUUUCAAAUCUUGCUAAAGUGGCUGAUUUUUGUGAAGAUAAUUAUUUAAAUUCAUCUAAUCACGACAAAUCACGUGUUUAUGAAGAUACAAAAAAUUAUGCUAUUCAAGCGUUAGCAAGUGUGGCUUAUCAAAUAAAUACAAUAGCAACAUCAUUUUUACAAUUAUUAGAUUUACAAUCGAAUCAAUUUAAUGAAUUAGAAACAAAUUUAAAUGAUUUAAGUGAAGAUACAAAUGUACACAAAGAAAAAGUAGCACGAAGAGAAAUUGGUACAUUAACGACAAAUAAAACUUUAGGUCGACAACCAUUAUUUAUCAAACCAAGCAAUCCAGAAAAACUUGUACGAUACGUUCGUAAACCAUUAGAUUAUUCAAUUCUUGAUGAUAUUGGUCAUGGUGUUCGUUUAUCACCACAAGAUAAUAAAUCUCGUCAUAUGAUUUAUAGUAAUGGUCUUCAACCGCAACAACAACCAUCUACACCUCCAUCAAUGAAAAAUGCAAAUGCUAGUUUAUCUAAAGCAACUGGUGCUAAUUCAUCUUUAAUUUAUGCUCAACGUUCAUCUAUUCAACAGGCACCACCUGUUGUUGUUCCACCAACUGAUUAUGCUAGUCGACAUGAUCUUAUUAUGAAUAAUGGUCAUCAAUAUAAUCCACAUGGAAAUCGUCAACAAACAUCCUAUAAUCAAUUGUUAAUGAUGAUGAAUAAUGAGAAUGUAUAUGCAACACGACACAAUGGAAUUUUAAAUACAAAUAAUAUGAAUCGAUAUACAGGAGCAAUGAUGGAAAAUGGUGGUUCAGUACGAUCAAGAGCAACAAGUCAACCACCAGGAUCAGCACGUGCUCCAUUGCAUAUGGAUAAUUAUGAUCCAAGUACUCAACAACAAAAUGGUAAUGAAUCACAAUAUAUGGCUCAACAAUCAUAUCUUCCACAAUUUAUACCUGCAGCACCAAAUCAUUUUUUUGAAGCAACAACAACAUUACCAAGAAAAAAUACCCGAGGAUUUAGAAGACGUUUCGAAAAUCUUGAUUGGGCACCUGAACAAUAUCUUGAAAUGGCCAUUGCUUGUUAUGAUUAUGAAAGUACUCGCGAUGACGAAUUAACAUUUCGUGAAGAUACAAUCAUUUUUAUUGUUGCAAAAAAUGAUGAUGGCUGGUUUGAAGGAGUUAUUGAACCUGGCAUUCGAGGUCUAUUCCCAGGAAAUUAUGUCGAACCAUUAUGUGAAUGA
This is a messenger RNA of Rotaria sordida, 1305 nucleotides long. The record is from the annotation of a GenBank genome assembly. NCBI's taxonomy places the organism in Eukaryota, Metazoa, Rotifera, Eurotatoria, Philodinida, Philodinidae.